Molecule: messenger RNA, 350 nt
Organism: Neolamprologus brichardi
Lineage: Eukaryota; Metazoa; Chordata; Actinopteri; Cichliformes; Cichlidae
Source: RefSeq, a predicted model, not a curated record
AGAAGAGAAGCGGCUGUUGUCAACAGUGUGGCCAUAUGGCUGCGUUAUCCUUACGGUAUCCUGUGUGUAUGUGAGGUGAUACUACAAACAUAUUAGUGUCCAUUACUGAGAGGCUCGGAUCAGACGGUGCGUUUAGUCCCCGAGCAGCGACAGCCAUGGCUCAUCUCACCCAGAACCCCGCGGAUAAAGAGCGGUUCGUCUGCCUCUAUCCCAUCUACAUCAACAGUAAGAAGACGCUGGCUGAAGGACGAAGGAUCUCCGUGGAGAAGGCGGUGGAGAAUCCGUCCUGCACUGAGAUCAGAGACGUGCUGGCGGCUGCAGGGAUGAACGUCUACAUGGAGGUAACACAC